Messenger RNA from Caenorhabditis briggsae, 2862 nucleotides. RefSeq names its product Protein CBR-DGK-1 (gene Cbr-dgk-1). The record is from RefSeq and is a predicted model, not a curated record. Lineage: Eukaryota; Metazoa; Nematoda; Chromadorea; Rhabditida; Rhabditidae. Gene Ontology annotation, molecular function: RNA binding; ATP-dependent diacylglycerol kinase activity. Gene Ontology annotation, biological process: intracellular signal transduction; lipid phosphorylation; diacylglycerol metabolic process.
AUGGCAGCUGAGGGGCAUAAUGUCGAUGCUAACUUGGUGGACAUGCGACCCAAUCAUGGUCACUAUUUUGUGAAGAAGACUUUUGGGAAGCCAACUUAUUGUCAUCACUGUUGUGAUAAGAUAUGGGGCAUGCUGACAACUGGUUACAGUUGCGAGAUGUGCAACUUCAUAUGUCAUGAAAAAUGUCUUCGAACGGUGGUGUCCUACUGUAGCAGUGUUGCGUUGCAACUAAUCAAGAAUCCAGUAGCACAUACAUGGUCCGCACCAUGUUUGAUUAAGAGAAGGUAUUGCUGUGUAUGUCGGAAACGAACCGACGAGGCGAUGUCAGUGGAGUGUGAAGUGUGCGAGUAUUAUGUUCAUGUCGAUUGCUCGGAUCUUGCGGUAUCUGAUUGUAAAGAAGCAGCCACAUAUGUAGCAAAUAUGGAAAGUGCGAACACAGUACAAUAUCAUCAUAUGAGAGAAGGUAACUUGCCGAAAGAGUCAAAAUGUGUGGUUUGCCGAAAAACGUGUUUUUCGACCGAGUGCCUUGCUGGAAUGAGAUGCGAAUGGUGCGGUCAGACCGCUCAUGCGGUUUGCUAUCGACAAAUGGACAAAGAAUGUGAUUUUGGAGUACUUCGAAAAAUUAUGCUUCCGCCCAUGUGUUUGACAAUUCCUCGAACGGAGCUACCAAUGGAGCAACUAUUGAACAUUUCAUCGCAUGAUCAGCCCCAGUCUCGUAAGGUAUCGUCGCCAUCCAAAAUUCAAGUGGAUGACGUCUCGACUUCUGGUGAGGACGUCAAAGAACGGGACGAUUUUGAGAUAAUUAGAGUUUUUGACGGGAACAACUCAUAUCGACUGCAGAUUUCGCGCAAUAUCGUUGUGGCUAAGCAUGUAUCCGUGCAACAAGUUCGCGAUGCUGCUCUACGGCGGUUCCACAUCAACGACACCCCAGAAAGAUAUUAUAUUACACAAGUGGUUGGCGAGGUAGAAGAGGAAAUACUCGAGGACCCAGUACCUUUGAGAAAUGUGAAGCGUCCGGAAGGGAAGCGAGCCCAAAUAUUUAUAAGAUAUUACGAUGAUCCGGACAAAGAUGAAGUAAAAGUAUAUGGUGGAUGGUUGCGCAAGGUUCCGGUGACAUUCUGUGGAAUCUCAGUUAGCAAAGAUACAAUUGUACAAGAUCUUAUUACCGAAGCCCUUUAUCAUUUUGGGCUUGAUGGGGCAUACUGGAAUAGAUACAACCUCAUUGAAGUUUCUCUUGACCGAGGAGUAGCUGAGAGAACCUGCAAUCCUCAGGAAAAUGUUCUUCAAUUAGUUCGAAAUUUGAGAAAGGAUUCCCUCCGUCGUUAUCAUGUGGUCCGAUUCUACGUUCAAGAAAAGGAAGACCCACAUGAUCAUGCCGUUUUUGUUGGAAACCUACCGGUUUCCCUCGCACAGCGACAAUAUGAAAGAAUUUUAUUGAAGUUAUUAGGCGCUAAAGAAAAACCAUUCACCGCGAUUGGACCGAUCUAUUUCGAAUACGGGAGUUUAAUUAUUACGUUCAACACUCCAAAGGCAGCCACUGCAGCUGUUCAGAAACUUCAAUCGGCUAUUUACGAGGAUAAAAAGUUGAUCGUCCUGUGUUUGCCCAACGUGCAGCCACAGAUGAUUCCUAAAGAUGUCGAACCACUCUUGGUGUUGGUCAAUGUGAAAUCCGGAGGUUGUCAAGGAACCGAGCUAAUCCAAUCGUUCAGAAAGUUGUUAAAUCCAUUCCAAGUGUUUGAUGUGUUGAAUGGUGGUCCUCUUGUUGGACUUUAUGUGUUCCGCAACAUUCCCAAAUACAAAAUUCUCGCGUGCGGUGGAGAUGGAACUAUUGGUUGGGUCCUGCAAUGUUUGGACAUUGCUAAACAGGCAAGAGCGGCUUGCUUUUCACCGCCAUGUGGAAUUGUCCCGCUUGGAACAGGAAAUGAUUUGGCGCGAGUACUUCGUUGGGGCGGUGGAUAUACGGGUGAAGAGAACCCCAUGGACAUUUUGAAAGAUGUCAUCGAGGCAGACACUGUGAAACUCGACAGAUGGGCGGUGGUGUUCCAUGAGGAAGAACGGAAUCAACCAACGUCUUCUGGAACACAAACAGAGAUGAGUGAGCAAACAAUGAACAAUCCGGAAGAUCAAACAUCCAUGAUUAUCAUGAACAACUACUUUGGAAUCGGAAUCGAUGCUGAUGUUUGUUUGAAAUUCCAUAAUAAGCGUGAUGCUAACCCAGAAAAGUUCCAAUCACGUCUAUUCAACAAGACCCAAUAUGCGAAAAUUGGUCUCCAAAAAAUGUUCUUCGAGAGGACAUGCAAGGAUCUUUGGAAACGUAUAGAAUUAGAGGUGGACGGUCGCACUAUUGAGCUUCCAAAUAUUGAGGGAAUCGUAGUACUCAAUUUGCUCAGUUGGGGAAGUGGAGCCAAUCCAUGGGGAACAUCAAAAGAAGAAGGCAACUUUUCAAAGCCAACUCAUUAUGAUGGGCUGCUAGAAGUUGUUGGUAUUUCCGAUGUAUCUCGCUUAGGCCUUAUUCAGUCCAAACUUGCUGCUGGCAUUCGGAUAGCGCAAGGAGGAAGUAUUCGCAUCACAACACACGAAGAAUGGCCAGUACAAGUAGACGGAGAACCACACAUUCAACCACCAGGCACUAUAACCAUUCUGAAAUCAGCAUUGAAAGCGCAAAUGUUGAAAAAAGCCAAAAAAUCACGUCGAGGUGGCACCGCUACCACAAUUUGCCUUACACAGCCGCACCCGGAGACAUCCGACCCGCUAUCGGGGCCGCUCGGUGUGCCAUCGACACUCGGCGAUCCGCAUCACGGGAAAACGACUCCAGAUAACACUGCCGCAGAUUCAGAUGAGGAAGGCGAUGCUUUUCUUUGA